CGCCGUGGAUGUGACUUGGUCGGCUCUUGGCGAUUUCGCAGCCACAAUCCCGCAAUAGUUGCCGUGUCGCUCUGCGCCGGAAUGUUGUUCCUUCUCUCCCCGUUCCACGCGCGAUUCAACAGUUGAGUGCGCCGUGCCGUGAGCUGUGCCGCGAACGCCAUCGACAACAAAUAGCCACAGACGAUCCGUUGUCGCGAAAAUCCGUUGGGUUCCAGCGCGAUACUCCGGGACCCGCCAUCGACCGCGACUCCAUCUGCAACCAGUUGCGGAGCGCGGCUCCACGACCAGUCCAAGACGAGGUGAGCCCCCGCGGUCCCCAGCACAGCAGCAGCGGCAACCUGGUCGCGAACGCCAGUCUUGGGAAAAAACUGCAGAACGUCUCGCGAGGAAGAAUCAUUCGUUUCUUGACCGUCGCUCGGAUGGACACCAGCGGACCGCCACUCGGCCACGGAAGCACGGCUCAAACAGGUCCCACGUCUUAACCCUUUUCGUCCAAAACUCCUUCUCCGGGCAGUUGUCCUGCAAGUGAUCGAAUCCUCGCGAGUGUUUCCGACUGCGAUCCUGGCCCCGCAGUUCUGGCGGGAGACUUCCGGACGGGAUUCCUGCGCUCCCCGAGGAAUAGUGAGUUCGCGCGGAUUAAGCCCGUCUUAGUGCAUUGAGCGCGGCUGAGUCGGAUCAAGGGAUUUAGUGGAAGAUUUAGUGAGUCUCGGAUUUUUAUGGUUCGUUCGCGGAUUUUGUGGAUUCUUUCCGGUCUGCCCAGCGGAGUGAAGGUCGGCUCGUCUGAAGUGACCCAGGGACGUCUUGGAUGAUUUGUUUUUGUGGUUUCGGUGCCUCUUGUGGUGCAACGCCUUAAGUAGAGUUACGUGUUCCGCCCGAAUUUUAUUGCGCUGUGAUUGCCAUUGGCCUUUGUGGAGCCCGCAACGGUCCAGGAGGACCUGCCCGUUCGGUGCGAUUGAGUGUCCCGCGCAGGGAGUAGUGUGCAGUGUCCAAGUGCUCCGGGCACCCAACAAUUGCGUUAUCGGAAUCAGUGUUUCAGUGCCAAACUCGUAAGUUGGAAUGGAAUGCAACGUUGAUGGGAUUAAACAAAUGCAGCAGCCGCUCGCCGUCCGGAGUUAGCGGAAAAAGAUUUAAUCCCCCGCAGAAAUUUCCAGCUAACAAUAAUGUGAUUAUAAAUGUAAGUUUUCGCUAUUAAGUGAGUAAUACAUUCAAUAAAACAUAAUAAUAGUAAAAACGACAAUAAAAGCAUUUUAAAGAAUUCCUUAAACGACUACGCAACCAUAAUCGCGAAACGGAAAGCGGUACGCGAACGCCUUUUUCACAUAAUCGGUUUAUUAGAUAAUGAGAAACUUAAUGGAAAAUUCACGAUUUUAAGUUUUUACUUUUCAUUUUAAAUUCUUUCAAAAAUGUCGGGCUCGUCGACUACCACGAACGCGACUACCAAUGCGCAAAAGGAUUAUCUCACGUUGAAUAACCACACAAGUAGUAGCCAUCAGCAUCCGCAUCAACAUUUAAAUCGGUUGAAGAGUAAUAGUAAUAGUAGCAUCAAUAGUAGUAGUAAUAGUGGCAAUAUAACGGGCAAUAAUAGUGUUCUAAGUAAUGGUGGAAGUAGUGUGAGUAGUAAGCGAUCCUCGUUGAUAAUUGGUGAUGCAAGUUGUCCUGGAAUUGAGCCACAGCCACAACAGCAGCAAAAACAGCCAAUUCAUCAUUUGCAUCCACAUCAGCAACAACAGAAACCUUCGGGAGUGUCAAAUGGAAUGUUUGUGAUGAAUCCUUAUCGUCAAACGCAUCAUCACAAUCAUCAACGCGGCAGCAAUAAUAAUAGCAGUUUGAGCAGUGGCAGCAGUAUCAGUUCGAAUAUGAGGAAAUCUUAUCCGUCCAGUGAUCCUAGCAAUUCCAGUUUUAGUUCAGCAUCUGUAGCUGGUUCUAUACAGGACGAUAACAUGAGUGAUCAAUGUAACAACGGCAGUAGCGGUGGCCUAACACAGGCUGGCCUCGAAGAGUAUAACAGUCGAUCAUACUAUGAUCAACCGGUAUUCCAUCACCAGAAGCAGUCAUCUUAUGCACAAUCUGAAGGCUAUCAUAGUUAUGUCUCGAGUUCGGAUUCAAGUUCAGCAACUCCAUUCCUAGAUCGAUUGCGUCAGGAAACCGAACUUCUAUCAAGACAAUCGCAUCAUUGGUCGCAGAAUGACUUAUCGUCGCCAACAUCGGCUAAUAAUAAUCCAACCGGUUGCCCGACAAAUCCGACAAUUGACAAUAAUAGUAAUGAAAGCACGUCUUCAACUGAGACACUUAAGUGGUUGGGCUCAACAAGCGACAUUUCAGUAGCUAGUCACGCAACUAAUUCAUCUGCCAUAUCAGGAUCAGUUUCGUCUUCAUCACAACUGAUCGCCCACAGUUCGCGUGUUCUGACGCCCAAACGUCACAAUAGCGAAAGUGUCCUGUACAUGAACGAUGAUCAGAUGAGCGUGACGAGUGAGGCAAACAUAGUAAAUUGUAACAAAACGUCCGUUCUAUAUCAGCAGCAACAUUCGCAUCAACACUACCAUCCUCCACCAUCGACGAUAGUGUCGUCUAGCCAUCACAAGGCCAGUGGUACAGUGGAUCAUCUUCACAGUCAUCCACAUCAUCAUCAUCACUAUCAGAGCCCCUCAAGCGUGGCCUCACCGCCAACGUCUAGCCUUGGCGGUUCGGCUCCUUCGCCUGGAUCAUUGUCAUCAUUGUCGAGUUCGCCAACGUCCAUUUCGCUGUCAUCGGCGGCAACAGCGACAUCAACCGCAACCUCGACCACAGUAGUAACAGCAACUGCCGUCUCGACGUCCUAUCGUAGUAACCAUAGAUUGUUUCCUGUUAGUACCUACACUGAACCAGUUAAUGGUACUACGACGGAGUAUCAGCAUCAGGUCCACCCGACUCAGCAUCAUCAUCAAAAUCAACAACAACAGCCACAAACAGCCCAACCGCAACUGCAAAGCAAUUCACAGCAGCCGAUGACUCCCAUGAAAUUACCGUCACCACAAUCACACAAUUGGCAAUCUGUCGCAGAUCGUAUUAGUGAUUUCGAGCGUCAACAGCAGCAUUUAUCCCCAGUACCAAGCUCACAUCAUCACCAUAAUCACCAUCCACCUCAACAGCAAGCACAGCAACAGAAGUACACAUUCAUUGACCCGAGUAAAACUCAUCGCGUCCCAAAUCCAGCGUUAAAAGCCUUCCAAAAGAACGCCGUCCAAUCAUACUUUGAACGCCAACAACAGAACGCCCAUAAGGAUACCAACGGAAAAACAUCUCAGCAACCCCCGCCUUUGCCACCGCCAAACGCAAAUCAACAAAGCCGUCCACAAUCUCUAAAUCUUCCCAGCACCCAGAAGGAAGCCAUUCCACAAAUGAGAACUUCACUGCCGAACAACUGCCCGGGGUCGAAUUAUUCUAGCCCCAAAGGUCCUAGUGCCCAACAAAUUAUCAACAGUAGUCAUUUAAGAUCGCCUGUAAAUGAUGAUAGUUCUCCGUAUAUAGAAUGUGGUGGCGGAGCUCCACCACCACCGCCACCACGAUCGCGAUCCUUAAUGCCUCUUAGGAGGUCGUCAUCCGGAUCAGAGUAUGCUGAGUUUCGUGAAAGCUUCAUUCGUGCCAAGGAUAAACCCAAUUUAAGUACGGUUACGUCGCCUGAAAAGUUAUCGUUUAAUGAUUGUCGAGUGCCUCCGCCUCCACCGCCGCCACCCAGGGGGCGAGUAUCAAUGCCGGUGCGUAGAACAAGUUCUGCCUCAGAAUAUGUAGCUUUCCGGGAGAAAAAUUUGAAAGCAAGGCAACAUUAUGCGAAGGACUUCCACGGAGCGGUAAUCAUGGGUCCAAUAAUAUCGGUAGAUGAUUGGGUUCCGGAGAGACCUCCGAAAAACCCAAAUUUGCGAAUCCCAAGUCCAGAUUUGCCACCACCACCAUUAAUGGUCGUAGAUACAGAAACAAAUCUGCCGAAUCAAGAUGAACCUCUUCCACCACCUCCACCAGAAAUUCUGCGUCACAUGCGUCAAAGCUCUGAUGGCGAACAUAAACCACCACCACAAAGUCGGCGGAAUAGUUUUGCCGGAUCAACCAGUCAAAAGUCGUUAUACAGAGCAUCGACAUUUGAAAACUUGUCACCACCGAUUGUUCCGAAAAAGCCCUCUCCAGCCGACUUAAUGCAAGCCCGUCCUGCUUCAAGUAUGGCGCACUCACAUAAGGCGCAUAAGGUGAUACUGAAUGGAAAGCUGGAGAGUCCUACUUCUCCAAAGUGUCCGAAGCCACCUAGUACUCCGCAAUUGCCGGAUCCAUCGAUGCCUCGCGCUAUUGACCCGAGAGCAUCUAUAAGAAAACGAAGCCAUAAUACAUACUCAAUACCAUCACCAAGUGUUGAUGUGAAAUCAUCCUCCGGGAAAUUAAAUACUCCACACACUCCGAUUAGUGUGAAAUCACCGCCGCCGUUGAAACCAAGGAUGCCAAUAGCUGGACAGGAGAUGCGUGCGUCAUCAGUGGCCAUAAGUAGUAAAUUAAGGCGCAAUUCAAAGGCAUCAUACUUACCACGACAAACAACCGACAAACUCAUCAAUGCAACUGACCCAGAUCAUGGGAGCUACAAGCUUACCCUCACCUCGAAUGAGGACAGCAUCAAUCACAGCAGCUCAUCCUACCAUGAAGACAUCCUUUCAUCCAAAUGCAACAACCUGCCUGAUGUAUUGCCAGUGGGUGUUAAAAUGCAACCUUCGCCACCCUCGUCGUCAUCCUCAUCACCUCGCUACGGAUCCAAUAAUAACAUAAACAUGGUCACUCCACCACACACUGCACCCGCACUAAUUUCAGGAGGUUACCCAAUGAAAUCCAUGUUCCAUUUUCAGCCUCCAUCAUCACAAGCUUCACAUCAUCAACACCACAAUAAUCGCCUCGCCACAUCCCCAAUCGCCACCAGUCCACCCUCAUAUUCGAUGGCGGCUUUAAAUCGAAGCACGAGCUCCCCUAUGAAUUCAAGUGAUUCGAUCAGUCCUAAAUACAUGUCCCAGUCGACAAUUGAUUUGAAGAAAACGCAUAUUUUCGAAUCAACAGAGGAACAUGCCAAAGUACUGUCCCCCGCUCAGUCGGAAAGCAAUAUCACAGCCCAGGACAAACCUCGGUCGCCAUAUUCGUCGAAAAGAGAAUACCGAAAGGCUGAGGUUGCGCGUAAAUUGAGUUUGGAAGAUCAGAACAAAGACGAAGGCCGUAUAGUGAGAGCCGAGUUAGUAAACACAGUGCUGUCCUCAUCACCACCUACCACCAAAUCAGAAGAGAAGGCUAUUCGCAAAGACAGCCUCCGUGGAAACAUUGAAAAGAUUACUCAGUUACAGUCUAAACUCAUGUCCGCCCAUCUUGUAGAAAACGGAGCAGAUCGAACACUUCUAGGUUACACAUCGAAAACCGUUGAAAUCAAAUCCAAAAUCAUUGAGAAGGAGCCAAUCAAAACCCCUGAACCGAAAUCUCCUCCUCCUCAAACCAAAACUGUGUCUUCUCCUGUACCCGAAACACCAGAAUCCGAGAGAAUAUCACAAAUGGACACAGAAAUAGAUGGUCUAAAACUCAUGCAAAGAACUGAAAUCAUCCUGCGAUUGAACGCUCCCACCAUGGAAGCAGCCUCGCAAACAGAUGAAACCCUCGAAACAGAGCUCUCUCGCAUAAAAUUAGGAGAUGCGCCAAAACAAGAUUCGGAUGAAACCAAAACCGAAGACUUGAAAACUCCCCCGCCAAUUGAAUUGAGACCCCGUCAAAAACAUCCUGAGGAGAUUGAUUGUGAUAACCUUUCAAAGGACCUAGUAAGCCAUUUGUCCCCAUCAGAUAAGCUACAUCAAAUUUUGGCACCAAAAAUAUUCAAAUCGACCGCGGACUAUGUGAACGGUUUAUAUAAUCCAAAGAUUAUGAUGCGACCGGUUAAAAGGGAUGUUGGCACUUCAACGCCCGGGUCCAAUGAAGGUGAUACCACCCCUGCUGAUGAUAAAUCUGAUAAGUCUGUUGGCUGUGAACUUAAGAAAUCUACUAGUUUAGAAAAUUCGAUUAAGUUGGAGACGUUGAAGGAUAUGACGACGAGGAGUUCGUCACCCACUGGUGGAGUUGAGACUAAAGCAAAGAUUGUGACGAGGUUUAGUCAGGAAGUGACUUUGGUUAAUGGCGGAGAUUGUGGCGAUUUAAUGAAGAAGAAGGAGGAACUGAUCAAUCGCCUAACGAAGAAACUGUUGGUGCUUAGCAAGGAACAAACUACGAUUGCUGAAGAAAGUUCGACAAAUGACCAACUUGGGAGUGAACUUGCUACAAAGGUGGCCGAGAAAUUGCGUCCCAUUGAUGCUACAAAGUUCCGAGCCUAUAUCGAUGAUGUGGGCCAUAUAACGAUGCUAUUACUAUCGCUGUCCGGACGUCUAGCCAGAGUUGAAAACACACUUCACAAUAAUAUUGAGAAUAGUGCUGAAAAAAAAAUUCUCGAAGUGAAGCGUGAUCGACUAGCAGAGCAACUGGAAGAGGCCAAGCGACUGAAAGAGGAUAUUGAUCGUCGUGGUACUAUCGUUAGUAAAAUACUCGAGAAAAACCUGGCUGCCGACGAAAAUGCUGACUAUGAUUACUUUAUAAAUAUGAAAGCUAAAUUGAUAGUGGACUCUCGAGAGAUAGCUGAUAAGAUAAAAGUGAGCGAAGAACAAUUGAAAGCCUUAAAGGAUACUCUUGUUCAAAGUGAAUGUUAACUUGUUUUUCUUUGAUCGUUUUUGUAGGCUUUGAUUUGAUUUUUAAUCCAUAUUCUAGGAGUACUUUAAAAUGUUAUGCAAUUAUUGCGCGAUACACACUAUUACUCUUAAGCAUUUGAACGAAUAUUGUUUGAAUAUUUUUCGAGAGUCUUUAAGAAUCAAUUAUUUAGUAAUUUUCGUAGUUGUAGACAGUAGGAUACAUCUAAGUCGACGCCCCUGUGUGUUAGGGUUUAGUUUUAAUUUUGUAAUUAACUUAUGUAUGUAUAUUUUCGCUUUAAGUUUAAUUUUCAGAUCGAUUUAGAAGAAAAUACUUCAAAAAUUAAAGCUUAGUUAUGGUUUUACACUCAAAUGUAAAAAAAUCAGAAAAAUUUAUCAAUCGGCAUUUAACUUGUAAAAUUAAUUGUUUUAAAAUAUUUUUGUAAAUUUCAAACUACUGACGUUGUCGGCAGGCUCCAAAGCCUCGUUUGUAGAAAGGAGUACUAUCAGACUUUCCUAUAAAUCAAAUACAUGACUUAACACUUUAAAGGACAGGGACGAGACCUCAAGCGACUUGCGAAAGUCCUUUGUUAGAAACAAUAAAAAUAGUGACGCAUGCGCUUGUGCUGUAGUAAAAAAACGUUAAGACAAUGAUGAACCCCAUAUUCACGGAACAUCCCAUCACGGAAGUGAGAAUCAUUGUUGCAGCAACAAGUGAGAAUUCGUCAAAUAAUCUAAUAAACAAAUAAACAAUGUAUAAUAUUUAAUGUGUGUAUGUCAUUUCACCGAAUUUUGAUCGUUUUUAUAUUCUUUUCCCAAAUUUCAAUGCAUCGUUGAAAUACACUGGGAGAAAAUAUUAAAAAAUUCACACAAAAAUCAAAUGGAAACUGAAAUUUGUUAUACGAGUAAUUAUCGGUUUUGAAAGAAAAGAUACAAAUAAAGCCUAUCGUCUUGUCUCUGUCUUGAUUCCUCCAGAAUUUGUGGCUCUCCACCAAGUUUAUUAUCAGAAAACUACGUAGUAUAAUCACUCGAUACUUUUGCUGUGAAUAAACUAACUUCUGUAUACGCAAUAGUGAACUUUCAAGGACAUUUUAGAGUUUUAAAGGAACCCAGUAAUGAUGUAACGUAUCCUGUGCCUCUUAUACAGUUAGAGAUAAUCAUAUACAUAUUCUACACCUAUGCAGACAUCUCGUACAGUGAAUUUGUUAGGUGCUUUAUCAGAGUAAUGUUUGCCUUGGAAUUGCAUUUUCAUAUUAUAUUCUACGUAAAUAUUAAGGAUUCAACGCAAAGAAAGCAAAAUAACGAAGGGAAUUUUUCAUUUGUUUGUUUGCUUCUGUGUACUAAAUGAGUAAAGUAUGGGCUGCAAAAAAAUUAGUAACAAGUUGAAAAAUCUAAAAAAAUUUGCUUGAUUUUGGAACAGAGUGUAGAGAACUAUAGGGCACAGUACAUUUAUAAUUGAUAAAUAUGUAUUUUAAAAUGUAUGCCUUAAAAUAUAUUGUAUUUUGUGAUUUUAUUAUAUACUUAUUAUCAAGUUAUAAAAUAUACAAAGUGAUUGAAAAUUGAA
Hermetia illucens (black soldier fly) is the source of this 8262-nucleotide messenger RNA. RefSeq names its product protein Shroom. Gene Ontology annotation, cellular component: apical junction complex; apical plasma membrane; adherens junction. Gene Ontology annotation, biological process: actin filament organization. Gene Ontology annotation, molecular function: actin filament binding. The record is from RefSeq and is a predicted model, not a curated record. Bases 1404 to 6722 code for a protein of 1772 amino acids. Lineage: Eukaryota; Metazoa; Arthropoda; Insecta; Diptera; Stratiomyidae. The transcript is spliced from 9 exons.